GGAUCAAAAAGAGUUACAAUUAGAAAGUCCCCGAACCAUAAAGUUUCGUUAUUUAUCACGUUUACAUUAAAUGUUUUUCCGUCAAUCAUUAAACUUUUUAUAUAUUUUUCUUUCACAUUCCAUUGAAUGAGGCUGACCUUUAAUAGUGAUAAUCUUUUCUGAUGGAGAGCAAGACAGAUCUGCAAGACACCCCUGCGCGUCUUUAUAUGGAUUCACCAGGAAUCCAGUGGCGCUAUGGACUCCCUGAUUACUCUGUAGUUAACAAAAAGUUUUUAGCGGAAAGGACAAAAGUACACAAAGAAGGGUCGCUGGAAAAAGUGGUUGAGGAUUUAGUGAAAACAUGGGAGAUGGAAACAGGGAAUAAACUUGAUCCAAAAGACUGGGUAACAGUCGAUCAGGACAACUUCUUCGUCAGGGUGAAUGGUGGAGAAAAAUUCACCAAAGAUGAUUAUGUAAAAGAUGGUAACUACAACCUAAUGCUCCGUAACUGCCCACUCUAUGACGCCGGAAAGCACAGCUUUGAUUCUUCGCAGGAUCUGUUUAGAGGAGUUUUCAAGUCUGGGUUUGCAUGGGAGGUCCUUGACGUAUUCUCUGGCCCUCCAACAGUAGCCUUCACGUGGCGACACUGGGGAAACUUCGAAGGUCAAUACAAACAGACACCUGCAACAGGGGAAACUAUAGAAAUGUAUGGUUGUUGCGUUGCUAAGGUUACCGAUCAACUCAAAAUACAGUCGGUUGACGUAUAUUUCGAUCCAAACAUCAUGAUGGCAAAAUUUACCGGCUGUACUGGCGGGAAGAUAUGUCCUCUCUCACACUGAUGUAUUGUCUGGAGCCAAAAAAAAAAUAAAUGGGAGGCAUCAUAAUUGAUAUAGACAAAGAUUGAUCACAGAUGAAAACUGCAGUUUUAAUAUAUAUUUCAUUUGCAGCGUUUUUUAUAUGAUAAAUCUUAAUCAGAAAUUUAUCACUAUCAUUAAAAACUCUUAUCAAAUUGUAUAAUUAGCUUUAAAUUUAAAUCAUUGAAAAUCUAGAAAUGAAAACGAACUAAAUGAUUUAAAUCUUUGAAGAUAUUUAUAUUUUUCAAUAAAAGUAGGAAACUCUGACUAACUUGUAUAGAUAUACAU
Messenger RNA from Ruditapes philippinarum (Manila clam), 1121 nucleotides. RefSeq lists its product as uncharacterized. The transcript has 3 exons. NCBI's taxonomy places the organism in Eukaryota, Metazoa, Mollusca, Bivalvia, Venerida, Veneridae. The record is from RefSeq and is a predicted model, not a curated record. The coding region runs from base 162 to 818 and encodes 218 amino acids.